AGGUUCCGGAGUGCGCAGGCGCGGUGGACGGUCCUCGCGCACGCACACGGCCGUCUGUGGUCUGUUUCGACUUCCCGCCACUGGUCGCGCGCAUCACCGGAGCGAGAGCGAGGGAGGCCAGGCGCGUGCGCGAGAGUAACCAGCAAACCAAACCAACCCCCUCCCCCCCUUUUCUCCCUCCUUCCCUUCACACAUAAUACCGGCGAGAAGAAGAGAGACCCCCCCCGCCCUCCGGAGACCACCUCCGUCCUCCGGUUACCACCUCCGUCCUCCGGUUAUCUGGGCCGCGGCGCUCCCUGGAGGACUCUUUGUAGGCUCCGUGCUAGCAGUGCAGGCCGCAGUCGCUUCCUGUCACCCGGGGCUGCAGAGGAAUUGGAGAACGGAAGAGCCGGGACGGAGCGGAGCGCGGCCUAGAGUUGUGGGGUAGGCCCCGGAUCUCUGCACUGUGACAGACCGAUCUCCAUGUGAGCCCUGGAGCCGCCCGAUGGAGAGGAGGACCCGGCCAGCCCUCAGCCUAUGAAUUCGGGGCAUCCCAGCCCCCAUCUCCCCCCAGAAACAAUGACCUGGGGGUAAGGUGCAGGCCUCAGCGUCUCCAUGGUAACCAGCGCACCCAGGAACUAUGUGAUGCCCAUUGAUCUCUAUGAAGCCCCCGCUGUCCUGAAACCGUGUGCCGGCUCCUAGGCUGACCCCUGGAUCCUGUCAUUUCAUAUACCCCCCUCCCUCCCUGGGACAUGUGAGCUCUGGAGCCCUCCCCUCCCUAAAAAACUGGAUCGUUAGAAGGACCCCUUGUUUGAUGACUGAGGGGGGGAGGGUGCUUGGAUUAUCCCAUUGAUUUUCUUUUUUUGGAGGUUUGAGGAAGAGAAGAACCCAUUCUGGAGACCAGGAGCAUGCUUUCUAAUUUUCAUGCACUCAUUUUAUCUUCCUGUUCUUGGAUUAUUUCAUUGCCUUGGUGGGAUUCUGCACCCUGAUCUGUACCUCUGCCUCCCUUCUGAAUGGAUAUAUAACAACAACAAAAAAAAAUUGCAUUGAUUUUCUGUAUGCUGGAGCCCGCAGUAUAAGAAGUCUGCAAUGAACCCAGUGAAUGCCACCACUCUGUACAUCGCAGCUAGCCGACUGGUGCUGAACUACGACUCUGGGGACCCACAAGCUUCAGCCGAGAUCUGCAAGAUGCUGCCUUUCUUCAGACAGGCCUUGGCCUGCUGUGUUUGCGGAAAUUUGCUUGAAGAUCCUAUAGCUCCAAUGAAUUCUACUUGCCAGCAUUAUGUUUGCAAGCAGUGCAAAGGAAAAAAGAUGAUGAUGAAGCCCUCCUGCAGCUGGUGUAAGGACUAUGAUCAGUUUGAGGAGAACAAGCAGUUGGGCAUCCUGGUGAGCUGCUAUAAAAAACUAUGUGAGUAUAUCACUCAUACCCCUCUGGCACAAGACUUAUUAAAUACUUUGGAAUGCUCCGCCGACAUCGCUGCAUUUCUUCCUGAAGAACCUGUGGAAGAACCUGCACCUGAAGAAGACCACGCUAACCCCUCAGAGCCCCCUUCACCACUGUGUCCUUCUCAUUCCCCCUUACCUCCCAAUUCAGAACUGAUUACAGAGACUGAAGCCAAUGUCUGUCACAUCACUCAAGAUACACCAGAGCUAGAGACAAAAUGCUCAAUUACUAAUGGCUUACCAAACUGUAAUGGAUUAUCUGAAACUGAACUUUCUGUAAAUAUUCCCUCUCCUGAGAGUCCUAGUCCCAUCGACCUUUGUUGCACAGCUGUUGAUAUUAAAACAGAAGAUUUAUCAGGAAGCUUGGAGACUGUCUGUGACCCAGUUUCUACUAGUGAGCUUUGUGCUGCUGGACUUGAUAUAUGUAGUUAUAAUGAUGACCUGAAAAGUAGUGACCCAUUGCUACUUAGCGUAGAGGAAGUUCUUCAGAGCUUAGAGACAGUUUCCAGUUCAGAGGUUACGGACUGUGACCUACAGCAUAGUUUGGACACUUCGGUAUCAAAUGGCACUUUCCUGGAUAUCUGCCCUCAGCCUCUCACACACACUGUUUUAUUGUCGGACAGUCACGUUCCAUCACAUGGUGUGUCUUGUACAGCUGCAACCCUAAAAAUGGUGAAAACAAACCGGAAGCGUUCACGCUCAGAAAGUGACAGUGAAAAGGUUCUGCCACUUCCAAUCUCCAGCAUCAUACUUGGACCAGCGUUGGGUACCCCGACUCCUUUUCUACUGACUCGGGAAAACAGGAACUUUUUGCAGCCCAUUGUCACUGUCCCAAAUGGGGGUAGCUCAUCCAAAAUCAGCAAGACCAUUCUUCUUUCAAAUAAAACCAUAAAGAAGAACCCAGAGCACAUGCAUAAGAAAACACAUCCAAAAACCAAACCCCCUUUACUAAAAACAAAAGACAAGGUUAAGGAGAAGAUCCCCAGCAAUAAUUUGAUCCCUGGGAGCCCAACAAAAACUGUGUAUAAGAAACCACCAGAGAAGAAAGGUUGUAAAUGUGGACGUGCUACUCAGAAUCCAAGUGUUCUAACAUGCAGAGGCCAGCGCUGCCCUUGCUACUCAAAUCGAAAGGCUUGUCUUGACUGUAUUUGCCGUGGUUGCCAAAACUCUUACAUGGCAAACGGAGAGAAGAAGUUGGAGGCGUUUGCCGUGCCAGAGAAGGCUUUAGAGCAGACUCGGCUUACUUUGGGCAUUAAUGUGACAAGCAUUGCAGUGCGGAAUGCCAGCACAAGCGCAAGUGUCAUUAACGUUACGGGAUCACCCGUAGCAACAUUUUUAGCUGCCAGUCCUCACGAUGACAAAAGCUUAGAUGAAGCUAUAGACUUGAGAUUUGACUGUUAAUUGUGCUAACUGUUCUCUGGCUUUUGGAGGGCAGGAGAAUGGUUGUAGUUUUAUGGCAGCUAUGGUUCUGUUUGGUUAACUUGCCGGAGCUUCUGCAUAUAGAUCACUUGUAUCAAGUGUGUUCAUUGCUAAGUUAUGUGUUCAUGUGUUUUGGGCUGGGUAGGGUGGGUGGGAGGCACUGGGAUGGCACGAGGGUUGUAAGAGAAUUUGUAACCCUUAAGUCUGUCAGUUUUCUUGACUCCAUUACAAGGGUUAGUGAUAUGAUUUCAAAUUUACUAUGAUGCACCUGAUUUAUAGAAAAUGAUCUUUGGCAAGAAAAAGCAACCACACACCAACCUCUUGUAUCCUGUCAUACAUUGUUUUAUCUGUUGUCCAAUAUAUCUGUGAGGGUGACUCCCUAAUCUUAUUACAUUCUAUAGAAAUCAAAAUGCAAAUUCCAUGUCCUUUUUGUUAGAAGAACCUCUUGCAGUGCACAUUUCAAAUUCAGAUAACCCAGUACGGUAACAUUUAAUUGCUUUGUUGCCCGACAUUUGCUUGGAGCUGGCUGUUUGCAACAAUGUGACUUCAGUUUGCUGCACAUUCUCAGCAAGAAGGUGUAAUGUUGGGCUACUAGAGUGAUUAAAAAGUUCCUGUGGUGUUUAGGUUCUACCUGCCAAUUUAGUAUUUUUUUUUGUCUUCAGGUGUUAGGUCCAGUCUGUUAAAACCUUUUUUGUAAUAUACCUGCAGCAUUCCAAAGAAAAAGCAUGCUAAAGCCUAUUUUAUUUUACACCAAUUCAGCUUGUUUAUCUGUUCAUUUUGUUGUGUUUUUGAGGUUUACAGAGUGAUUGUGACUUGCAGAAAAAGUCCCCCAGCGAUGUAUUAAAUUUAAAGAGCUACAUGUUUUAAAGAGAG
Messenger RNA from Rana temporaria (common frog), 3714 nucleotides. It is a transcript of the gene MSL2, whose product is annotated as MSL complex subunit 2. Lineage: Eukaryota; Metazoa; Chordata; Amphibia; Anura; Ranidae. Gene Ontology annotation, molecular function: ubiquitin protein ligase activity. Gene Ontology annotation, cellular component: MSL complex. The transcript has 2 exons. The record is from RefSeq and is a predicted model, not a curated record. The coding region runs from base 1069 to 2823 and encodes 584 amino acids.